Messenger RNA from Cajanus cajan (pigeon pea), 1633 nucleotides. RefSeq names its product putative nucleobase-ascorbate transporter 10. Gene Ontology annotation, molecular function: transmembrane transporter activity. Lineage: Eukaryota; Viridiplantae; Streptophyta; Magnoliopsida; Fabales; Fabaceae. The record is from RefSeq and is a predicted model, not a curated record. Gene Ontology annotation, biological process: transmembrane transport. Gene Ontology annotation, cellular component: membrane.
GUUUCACCUUUAUAAAUGGAUUUGUUAUCGCCAUGCAUGCAGGUGAAUCAGUGGUACUAGGAUUCCAGCAUUAUAUUAUGACUCUUGGCAUGACCGUUCUGAUUCCAACUGUGCUUGUUCCUGAAAUGGGUGGAGGCGAUGCUGAGAAGGCCAAGGUGAUACAGUGUCUAUUGUUUGUUUCUGGAGCAAGUACAUUUCUGCAAACCUGGUUCGGAACACGAUUGCCAACAGUAGUUGUUGGUUCAUUCAGUUACAUAAUACCCAUCAUGUCAAUUGUGCAUGCCAAGAGAUACAGAACAUAUACUGAUCCUUAUGAGAGGUUCACUCACACAAUUAGAGGGAUACAAGGUGCCUUGAUCGCAAGUGGAUGUUUCCAUGUAGUUAUGGGAUUCUUGGGACUUUGGAGGGGUGCUGUCAGGUUCCUUAGCCCACUUUCUGUAGUCCCUUAUGUAACUUACACUGGCAUCGGUCUCUAUCAUCUUGGAUUCCCAAUGCUGACGAACUGUGUUGAAGUGGGGCUUCCAGCACUAAUUGUUAUGGUUUUCAUCUCACAGUAUCUUAAUCCCAUUAUUAGCCCCAAGAGGCCAAUAUAUGACCGAUUUGCGGUUCUGUUUACCACUGCAAUUGUAUGGUUAUUUGCACAGCUUCUGACUUCAACCGGUGUAUAUAAUAACAAGUCAGAAAGUACUCAGAAUAGUUGCCGCACUGAUCGCUCAGGUCUUAUUAGUGGUUCCCCGUGGAUAUAUCUACCUUUUAUGCCCUUUCAAUGGGGGAGGCCUACCUUCGACCUCGGAGAAGCUUUAGCUAUGAUAGCCGCUUCCUUUGUUUCUCUUUUUGAGUCCACUGGUACAUUUUAUGCUGCGGCAAGAUAUGCAAGUGGAACACCAGUGCCACCACAUGUUAUCAGCCGUGGAACUGGCUGGGUGGGAGUGGCUACUUUUCUCAGUGGCAUUACUGGUUCUGUAACUGGGUGUACGGCAUCAGUAGAAAACGCUGGAUUAAUGGCAUUGACAAGAGCGGGAAGCCGAAGAAUCAUCCAAAUAUCAGCUGGCUUUAUGAUUUUCUUCUCUGUAUUUGGAAAAUUUGGAGCAAUUUUUGCUUCCAUACCUUUGCCAAUCAUAGCAGCACUAAACUGUGUAUUCUUCGGAUAUGUCAUUUCUGCGGGUCUUGAUUUUCUCCAGUUCUGUAACCUCAACAGUUUCAGAACCAAAUUCGUGUUGGGCUUCUCAUUCUUCCUUGGCAUCUCCAUUCCACAAUAUUUCACAGAAUACUAUCAUGUAAAGCAUCAAGUUGGAUGGCUCAAUGAUAUGAUUUGUGUGAUCUUCAUGUCGCACACGACGGUGGCAGCAUUUGUUGCAUUCGUUUUGGACAUCACACUCUCACGUGAUGAUGAAGAAGCUCGCAAGGACUGUGGUUUGCCAUGGUGGGAGAAGUUCAGUGUAUAUAGUGCUGAUCAUCGGAACGAUGAGUUCUAUAAAUUACCAUGCAAAUUGAAUGAGCUCUUCCCCGCCCUUUAAGCGGUUUCUUUAGUUAUAUACGUUUGUUUAUUUCCACAAAAUUUAUUUGUAGUUUCCCAUGACAUUAAUUGUAUUAAUUGGAAUAAUGAUGGACAAUGUGAAUAAUUUGUUUGUUA